Messenger RNA from Spinacia oleracea (spinach), 2083 nucleotides. Its product is annotated as CDK5RAP3-like protein. Gene Ontology annotation, cellular component: endomembrane system. NCBI's taxonomy places the organism in Eukaryota, Viridiplantae, Streptophyta, Magnoliopsida, Caryophyllales, Amaranthaceae. The coding region runs from base 194 to 1894 and encodes 566 amino acids. The record is from RefSeq and is a predicted model, not a curated record. Gene Ontology annotation, biological process: regulation of mitotic cell cycle. The transcript is spliced from 10 exons.
UAACUAACCAAUGAUUCAUCAUUUGAAGUAUUUUGAACAUGACCCAAACCCGAAUAGACUCGAACAACUACAAUCCAAACCGCUAGUUUGCCCAAUUUGACUAGUGAAGUUGUUCAUGAAAGUUUAGUAAAAUCAAGAGUCGCAGAAACUGUGGAAACUGAAAUCAAUCCCUAAAAACACACCAAAACCCCAAAUGCAGUCUCAAGAAGACAUUCAAAAUCUUCCGAUCGAUAUCUCUUUCUCCCGACUUGGAGAAUGGCUGGUGGAUCGGAAGAGAAUCCCCGCGGACUGGAGAAAACGAUUGAGUGGAAUUAGAGCUAAGAUUAUAUCUGCCUUUGCAUCGCUUCCCAAAGAUGUUGAUCCCUAUUUCCAUACUCUUGAUUCUGAAGGGAUUGAUUACUUGGAAGCCAAAAAAAUAUAUGAAAUUCUUUUGCGUUCCACUCCGGAGAGCAGGAACAUAUUUGGUCGGCUUUCAGGCACUGCUGGUGUAUGGGAAGCAAUUGUCCAGGCAUUUGAGAAGGAUCAUAUAUUCCUUGGUGAGGCUGCUCAAACCAUGGCCCAAAAUGUUAAUUAUGAGAUCCCUUACCUAAAAAAGCAGGUCCAGAAGACUCAGCAACAGCUUGCAGAGCUUGAUCGCAAGGAAGCUGAUAUCAAAAAAAGUGCAGCUUUAUCAGCAGCAAAGUAUGCAGAAGCUUGUCAAGAACUAGGAUUGGAGGGGAAUAACGUGAGAUUAGAACUCUUAGAAAGUGCUACAAAAUCUCUCCCAAACACCUUCAGUGAUAUUAUGGAAAUCAUAAGUGGUGAUUCUGUUGCACAAGCUAUUGAGUACUACUCCAGUUUUGUUAUGGAACUUCAUUCCGAUAAUAAUUGUACAUCGGGUACUGUGGUCCCAAACCUUAAGAAUAUCAUUGAAAACCCUCCAACACUUAAUGUCACUAUGGGAUCUGAUUUUGUUGAGUCCGCAACUGCUGUGUCCAACCUUAAUGAAAAUUUUGAUACUUGCGGAACCAUGAGCACUGGGGCAGAUGGCAUUGAUUGGGAUAUUUCCUUAGAUAGUGCUCAGAUUGACUGGGAUAUUGGUGCCAUUGAAGAGACUGAUGCUGCUGCUAAUGGGUUGGGUCCUUAUGAAAUUAUAAAUGCUAAUGAUAUUCUGCAAGAUUCUUCGGAAAAUGAGAAUGAAAAGUUUGGCCAGGCUGCAUCGACUGGUGGAGGGUCUGUUGAUGUCGAGGUUUCGGGAAUAUCUUGGGAUGUUAGUGUUGAUAAUCCUCAAUUGGAAUGGAAAGAAGAUUCUGGUAUAUGUAAUACAGAGGAAACUCAAACAUCUGCCCUAAAUAAUUCAGGUGAUGCUCAAGUCUCCGGUGACAGAAGUCCGCUUUUGGAUACGGAAUUCAGGAAUAAAAUUCUUGAUGAUCUCUUUGAGAUUAAGGCGUUUUUAAAUCAGCGGCGGAUUGAGCUUACCAAUGAAGAUACUUUGUCUUUGCAACAUCAAGUUCAGGCAGUUGCUCCAUUUGUGCUGCAGCAGUAUUCUUCCGAUAACAUUCAGAAAAUGAUAUAUGACGUUUCAUCAGCCAUAUCCUUGCUAACAAACAAAAAAUCAAGAGACUUGAUCAUGAUUCUGAAUUCAAAAAGAUUCUUAGACAGGCUAGUGCGUAACUUGGAGGAAAAAAAGCAUCAUGAAGUAAAGCUGAAAGACGGAUUGAGAGACUUGUCUGCAAAACGAAUGGAGCUGCAGAAUUCGAUGUCUUCAUCUUGGCCAAAGCAAGAAGUAGCAAUAAGCAAAACAAGGGAGCUGAAGAAACUAUGUGAAAUUACUCUUUCAACCAUGUUCAAUGGAAGACCUGUCAAGAUUAUUGGAGAAAUUAAUACCUUGUUAACUAGUGGUAUAUCUGCGUGAUCUUUUUAGCUUUCCUACCAGUGUUAGCGUGUAAUAGGAACUAGGCUGACUUGGCAUUCUUACACUAUGGUGUGCUACCAAAUGAGGAGGUUGAAUAUAGUUCAGAAAGCUCCUAAUAUUGUAUCACUCAGUUUUGAAAAUACUCUUGACAAUAAAAAAUAAAGCCUCAAAUGUGGAUCAAUUUAUCAA